AUGCGGCUGCCUCUGGACCUAGGUGAAGACUUGGAGGGCCCGUUUGGGAAGGCCCAUGUGGCCCAGCUCACGUAUAGUUUUCCGAGACUGGGACGGAAGUCGGGAGGAGAUUCUGUUCGUCUACGGUUCUUGGGGAGCUGUAGCAAUUUAUGGUUGCGGUUUUUGCUGCUGUUAGGGCGUGAUGCGGAUACUAUUGAAUGGGACAGUCUAGAGAGAGUAUGGGAAUUAGAAACUGGGCAUGAAAAGAGAGGGAAGGCAUUUCAUCGAACAGUUGGUGGGUGGUUCGGAGUCACGGUCGCCGCUCCUCUUGGGGUUGCUUGGAUGAGAUAUCUCUAA
Messenger RNA from Striga asiatica, 336 nucleotides. The record is from the annotation of a GenBank genome assembly. Lineage: Eukaryota; Viridiplantae; Streptophyta; Magnoliopsida; Lamiales; Orobanchaceae.